Molecule: messenger RNA, 1910 nt
Organism: Gaeumannomyces tritici R3-111a-1
Lineage: Eukaryota; Fungi; Ascomycota; Sordariomycetes; Magnaporthales; Magnaporthaceae
Exons: 3
Coding region: 313-1599 (428 amino acids)
Source: RefSeq, a predicted model, not a curated record
UCAUCCGUGAUACCCAUAUUUCCCUGUAUUGUGCGAGUCCAUAUUCGAAUCGCACUCGCCCAGGUCUAGAUGACCCUGUAACGGAGCCGGGUUGCGGCCUGAAUACCUACUACACCGUGCCCGCUUGGAAAUGUGGCAUUAGCCGGAGAGAAGUCGGUUAAAAGAACAGGAGUCGGCUGCUCAUUCUCAGCAUCUAGAGCUUUCAAUUCCUUCUGCCAAAAUCUCAAAAACACAACUCGACACCUAGCGGAUCUAACUGGCCCGAUAUCUUUGUCAAGAUCCAACCAUCCAUUCCCAUCCUCCACAACCGCCAUGGCCGGCAUCCUGCUCAAGGGGGCCGGCGUCGUGCUGGUCGCCAUCGUCGCCGUACUGUUCCCGACCCUACAGCUCACGUGGAAGGCCUUCGGCUACGGCCGGGUGCUUCAGCCCGUCAGUGACUUCCCCUACACCUGCCGUCGCAUCGACCAGCAGCCGCGCCUCAGGGCCUGCGAGGACAUGUGGCUGUCCGAGGCCACGAGGCAGCUGUUCCUCGCGUGCGGAGACCCCAUGGCGAGGCCACACUGGUCCCCCGUCGUCCAGGACUUGAACUGGGAGGGCCGCUCCAAAAUCGACGCCAUCGUCGCCCUGGACCUCGACAAGCCCGGGCCCGACGGCUCCUUCGAGCACAGGGUCCUGCCGCUCAGGGGCUACACCGGCAACGAUCAGGGCAGGAUCUUCAUGAACGGCAUCGACGGCGCCGACAAGGUCCAGGAGGGCGGCACGGUCAAGGUCACGCUCGCGCUCACCAACUUCGGCCCGUCGGUCGACCCGGCCACGGGCGCCGUGCUGGACCAGCGCCGCGUCGGCGCCAACGCCACCAUCGAACUCUUCGAGACCGGGGCCGGGGCGCGGGAGCUGAGGCACGUCCGCACCUACGCCGACGCGGACGGCAUCACGAUGCCCAACCGGCCGGCCCUCGUUGGCGCGGACGCGGACGACGGCUUCUACGUGACAAACGAGAGCAGGGAGCGGGCCGGGCUCAAGGCCAAGCUCAACUUCUUCAUCCCGCACGGCAACGUGGUCUAUUGCCCGGGCCGUCGGGGGCGCGCGGACUGGAGCUGCCGCGAGGUGGCGGGCGGGCACCGCUUCCCCAAUGGCAUCCACCGCGCCCGCAACGGGCUGGUGUACGUGCCGGCCAGCGGCGACAUGGCCAUCACCGUGUACCGGGAGGUCGUCGUCACCACCGAAGGGCCCGACGGGGCGACGACGAGGACGAGGACGCUUGACAAGGUCGCCUUCCUCGACCUGGACGGCUACUCGCCCGACAACGUGUCCGAGGACGCCGACGGCGACCUCUGGGUCGCCACCUUCCCCAAGCCCCUGGACGCCAUGGCCAUGACGAGCGACCCGCUCAACUACUGGCCCCGCUCCGCCGUCUUCCGCCUCCGCAGCUCCACCGACGAGGGCGGCAAGGUCUCCCUGACGGCCGACAAGAUGCUCGAGGACAGGGACAAGGAGGUGCUCCCCGGCUCCACGACCGUCGUGCACGACGCCAAGACCGGGCGGCUGUUUCUCUCGGGAAUCGCCACCCCCUUUAUCACGGUAUGCGAUCCGAGAUAAUACCUACUUUAUUCUUUCGAACGCCCGCAUAUGGGAUGAACAUUAAGGCAAGGAUCAUGACAUCUCUCCGUUGGGCUCCCGGGUUGCCCAGGGUGCCAUGAGCCCAUCGGGGCAGAGCUGCAAGGUGGUGGAGCGGUUUGCAUGAUGAGAAUUUACAGCCUGGGAGCUGGGGGCAACCGCAAUGAAUGAAUAUGUGAGGCAUAUAUACAGAAAGCAUUUAUAUGCCAUGUACGCCAAAAAUAGGCACUCAGGCAUGGAGGCAGGCAAUAUAGACAAGAGAAGCGAAGUGCGUACAACCGUGCAAUACCGGG